Drosophila obscura is the source of this 466-nucleotide messenger RNA. RefSeq lists its product as uncharacterized. The transcript is spliced from 3 exons. NCBI's taxonomy places the organism in Eukaryota, Metazoa, Arthropoda, Insecta, Diptera, Drosophilidae. The record is from RefSeq and is a predicted model, not a curated record. Bases 80 to 412 code for a protein of 110 amino acids.
AAAGCGAACGACAACGAACCACAAAAAGUUCUUAGCUAAAAAUAUUUCAAAUAAUCUAUUCAGACCCCAUAAAAGUGCAAUGAAAUUGUUUAUACAAAUCUUGUGUGUGAUUUUGCUGCCGGCUUUGGUCUGGUCAGCGGCUCUGGAGAAGGGUGAGCGUGAGGAGGCUCUACACUUCAAUUUUCACACUGAAAAUGGUCAUCAGAGGACCGAGGACAUAACCUACACUGUCAGGCCGGAAACGGAUCGGGAUGCCAGGGAGCAGGGCACCCCUAAGCCCGUGGAGUAUCGUGGCGGCUAUAGCUUCAUCUCAGCGGAUGGCUACGAGUAUCAGGUGCUCUACAAGGCCAAUAAAAAUGGCUUCCAGCCCUAUGUGACGGCGCAUAAGAUCAAAUCGGAUAAGAAGAUCUAAGCGCCAAUAUAUUUCUUUUGUGUUGUGAUAGGCGAUAAAUAAACCGAAUUUUUA